CAUUCUCUAUGUUGAUGGCUUCGCUUAUUUCCAGGCGGAAGAAAAAUGACGUCUUUGACAAUGUGCUACUUUUAUGUUGAGAUCUGCGUGAGUAGAGGACAUACAGUAGGAUUUGCUUGCCCAUGAACAUUGUAUUAACACACUGCUUGAUGGAUAAGUGAGCAUUGUUGUGGAAACACUUCUGGAAACAUUUUGUUUAAAUGUUAAACAAAAGCGUGAGACAAGAUUGUGGUUGAAGCUUCGACGUAUCCCAAUGCACUGGAUGCGGGAAACGUCCCGUCCAGGUGGUAGAAGAAUGGAAAGUAACAAGGCUGAGCAGCUUUAUCAUGAGAAGCAGGUGAAAGAGUUAUGCGCCCUUCAUGCACUCAAUAACCUGUUUCAGGAUAACAAGGCUUUCUCCAAGAAAGGAUUGGAUGACAUCUGCACUAGGUUGUCAUCAGACCAUUUCAUCAAUCCCCACCGCAGCAUGUUUGGCUUGGGGAACUAUGACGUCAAUGUCAUCAUGGCAGCAUUGCAAACCAAAGACUGUGAAACUGUCUGGUUUGACAAAAGAAAAGACAUUGACUGUCUUGUGUUCAAAAACAUCAAAGGAUUCAUCCUCAACAUUCCAACAGAAUUCAAACUCGGGGUAUUGAGGUUACCAAUCAAGAGGAAACACUGGAUUGCCAUUCGUGAAAUUCACCAGACGUACUAUAACUUUGACUCUAAGCUUCCUUCGCCGGAGGUCAUAGGUUAUGAGGACCAGUUUAAGACUUAUUUGCGCGAUCAGCUACAAAACAGAGAUGCAGAACUGUUACUUGUUGUGUCACAGGAUGUAAGCAGUGCAGUCUCCUGGAGGAAAGGGGAGGUAACCACAGACUGUAAUGGCAGCGACAAGAGUUUUUCAGGGUUAAUAGACAGUAGCACGCACAAAUCAAAUUGUGUGGUGGAGAACGGAGACACAUAAAGAAGAUGCGUCCACAUUGAUCAUGGAAAUGUGGGCACCUCAGUUGAUAGUAAUCAUGACUCAUUUCCUUACAGAUUUGCUCAUGCGUAACAUUACAUGUAUUUAACUAUACAUGUAACAUGGUGCAGAUGCUCAGUUCAGUGUUCAUUGAAAUUACAUGUAGAUCAUGUAUUUAUGUAUGUUGAAAUGGACUCAUUGUGUUGAUUUUAUUCUCUGUUUUGCAAGGAAAACCCACAGCAAAUUGACUAGUCAGAUAUGUGCAGAGUUGUUUUGCACCAAAUAUUCACUUUCACCUAAACAGUCCCUCCAUACAUUGAACGAACCAGGAUGCAAGUUAAAGACUUAUUCGAUAUUAGUAUUGCUUGUCAGGAAAUAAAUGUUAUGGAUCGGAUUUUUUAUUAGAUUGUCUUUAUUAGAAGAAUUAAGGUUGUGAGGAUUUUGGUGUUUUCUUUUCUGAAGACUAGUCUUUUAAUAAACUAUCACUGACAGUAGCAAAACUCAUGUUUGAGCUAAAGUUUAGAAUGAGCUUGGAAUUCAUAAAGUCAGCUGCAUAGGUGAGUUUACAUGGAAGAAAUCUGAGCCAAGUUUGAAUGUGCAAACUUGUGCAGUGAUGGUGACAGAUAAAUAUGCUGCUGCAAUGUGAGAAUUUCUCAAGGAAUUCUGUGGAGAACAGAACGAAACAAACAUUAUACAUGUGCAGUACAUGUGGCUGUAGAAUGGCUUUGUAAGCACAGAAUGUGGAAUGAAACAUUUGCCCUCUAGAGAGUACGAGGACUGAUCAGUGAUCUACAACUAAUUUCACUCUGUAAUGACCUGUGGGCUUGAGGGUUGCUAAACUGUAUUUGUUCAUUUUUUUUAAAAAUUCACUUGAAAGUCAAGUAUUUUAGGCAUAUUAUGAAAUUGUUUUGUGUAACAAGAUGUCCUUGAUAGACAGUGUACAACAUAUCAUGUAGCAGAGUAGCUAUUUUUAUUGAGGUUACUGUGGAGGGUAGGUAGUAUUAAAGUGAAUGACCCGACCAUUGCGUGUACAUGUAUGUUGUGAAAAUCAUCAGUCAGAACAUUUUUUUUUUAUUUUCAGCAAGUUUUAUGAAAUGAAUUACCUCAUGGCAUUGUUUUUAAUAACCUAAAUAAAUCUAAAAUCUAAAUGACCAA
This is a messenger RNA of Liolophura sinensis, 2098 nucleotides long. RefSeq names its product josephin-1-like. The coding region runs from base 254 to 946 and encodes 230 amino acids. The record is from RefSeq and is a predicted model, not a curated record. The transcript is spliced from 4 exons. Gene Ontology annotation, biological process: protein deubiquitination. Lineage: Eukaryota; Metazoa; Mollusca; Polyplacophora; Chitonida; Chitonidae. Gene Ontology annotation, molecular function: cysteine-type deubiquitinase activity.